Molecule: messenger RNA, 887 nt
Organism: Bolinopsis microptera
Lineage: Eukaryota; Metazoa; Ctenophora; Tentaculata; Lobata; Bolinopsidae
Exons: 5
Coding region: 33-845 (270 amino acids)
Source: RefSeq, a predicted model, not a curated record
UGGCUCUUGAGAACAUCUCCACCCCACGUCUGAUGACAGAUUUACACGGUGUCACGGGGAAAAUAGAACUUCCUCGUGGACAGAGACAUAUCGCUACUUGUAACCUUCCUGUCAGGAGUGGCUUCUCGGAGCCGUUACCGUUAGCAGAACAGUACUGUGGAGAUAGUGAUGCCGUACUUCAGGCUCAGUACCAACGCAUUGCGUACCAGAAAUACCAAGCGGAAAAAGAGAGGAAAAUAGCGGAAUUCCAACUGAAAGUGAAAGAACGGUUGAGAGUAAUGAAGGUGCGGGAACAACAAGAUAUGGUCGACAGAACCCUGCAACUCACUGAGUCUGAGAACCUGUUGAUGAAAAGUGUUGACCCGGUUAAGAAGCCUCCUAUCGUAGCUUCACCUCUUGUGGCCAUCAACUCUCAGGGAGCAAAGAGUAGAAUCGCAGCACAAAAACAAGAAACGGACAUGCUGGUUAAAAGCAAUAAGUUAGCAAGAAGUAAGCUGGCUGGGGAGAAGACAGAAGUAGUCACCAUAUCCUGCACAGCCUCAGACAAUGGUGAAAGUGGAAGUGAAAGUGAAGCUGCUGUUGACAGUAGAGAUGGUGAUAAGGAAAAUGCGGUUUCUAGAGCUAAACCUAAUUCCGAGGCCGUGAGGAUACACCGACUGAAGGAAAGCCGGAGAGCGUAUAGUAUUCUGGAGAGACAGCGUAUGAAGGAGAGAUCCAGAGAACUAGAACACAAAGCUGCUGCCAACAAACUGAGACAACAAUCAGAGAGAGAUCGGACUAUUGCGGAGCAGCUCGUUAACCAGGUCAGAGGGAGGGAAAUAGGAAGCGAGAUAGGGGAGGGGUGAUGGUCGCUGGGUUGUAACGGAUAGAGACUAUACUAAAAUGGA